Messenger RNA from Rhipicephalus microplus (southern cattle tick), 813 nucleotides. RefSeq lists its product as uncharacterized. Lineage: Eukaryota; Metazoa; Arthropoda; Arachnida; Ixodida; Ixodidae. The record is from RefSeq and is a predicted model, not a curated record.
AUGAACUGGAUACAACCUAUAGGCCGUCUCCUCGACACGUCCGGCUGCACUAUGCUGCUCUACCCUUCGUUCCACCGUACCAUUCGGCGGGCGAACGAGACCGACACCAGCCUUGACUGGCGCUGUCCGGGCCGCCGAGCCACCGUUAUCUAUCGCCGCGGCAGCGUCCUCUACAUUAAAACGAGUCACCUGGCUAGCUACUACGGCAGCGCCGCUGCGAAGGACGUGGUUUGUACCUACCGCGAGGUAAUGAGGAAUCAGAGCUUCGGUGUCAGACAUGAUGGCGGCUACUCUCUGGGACCACUUAGAGGACUGGUCUUUGGAACCGCUUUGACCGAAGAGUUUCUUGCCGUGACCUGCGUGAGAAAGAAGGUGGAGACAAGAAAGCGCCGAACUCGAGGCGAACGACCCGUGAAUGUCCUCGUUCUGGGAAUUGACUCGACGUCACGGCUUAACUUUGACCGCCACAUGAAACGGACGCGCAAGCUCCUAACCGAGGAGCUCUUCGCUUUUGAGUUCCUCGGCUACAAUAAGGUGGGUGAGAGCUCCUUCGGCAACCAGAUUCCGCUGCUCACGGGACUAGCAGGUGAUGACGUGGAAAGGCUAUUUCGCAACUUGACCUUCGACGAGCUGCCGCAUCUGUGGAGCGUGUACAAGAAGCGCGGGUACGCAACGCUGUUUUUAGAAGAAAUGCCGAGCUUUGGUUUAUUUGUGUACCCCGACUUCCAGGGUUUCCGCGAACUGCCUGCCGACUACUACCCUGUGCCUGCAAUGCAUGCAAUGGAAGUUCAUAAAAGACUCGACUACUUCUGA